Tigriopus californicus is the source of this 812-nucleotide messenger RNA. Its product is annotated as apoptotic protease-activating factor 1-like. The transcript has 6 exons. The record is from RefSeq and is a predicted model, not a curated record. Gene Ontology annotation, biological process: regulation of apoptotic process. The coding region runs from base 101 to 763 and encodes 220 amino acids. Lineage: Eukaryota; Metazoa; Arthropoda; Copepoda; Harpacticoida; Harpacticidae. Gene Ontology annotation, molecular function: ADP binding.
UUGCUCACAUUUCGUGUCCCGAAUAUUCAGUCUCGGUUUGACAGCUUGGACGACAACAAGUCUUUGGUGGGAUGUGUUUUUUGAGUGUUUGAUUGCCAAAAUGGACCGGGUUCAUCGAAAUCGGUUGGAGGUUCAUCGGCAGUCCAUUGUGGACGAUCUGGAAGUGAUUGUUAUUUCUGACACUCUGGUUGAGAAAGGAGUAAUAUCGGAAGCUCAGAAUACAUCCAUCUUAUUGGAGAAAACUGAACAUGAUCAAGCAAGAAAACUCUUGGACAUUCUUCCCAACCAAGGCCCCGAUGCUUUUGGCAUUUUCGUUGAGGUAUUGAGAUCUGACUAUGAUUGGUUGGCCGAGAAGCUCGAGUCCGCAGAUUCGGAUCACCUCAAGGCUUCUGAAGAUGAAUUGGUGCAACUUGAAAUCUUGGACAGGUUGUUGCUGAAAGGUGGAGUACCUCAUCAGCUAUCGCAUCGGAUCACCCGAGAGGAAAAAUUAGGGGUGUUGAAGGAAAAACUGGAAUCCCUCAAGCCCGGCAAUUUCUUAGUCCUGCAUGGCACCCCAGGAUCCGGAAAGUCUGUUUUGGCAGCUGAAGCUCUUCGAGAUCCGGCCAUCUCAUUAAAAUAUUUCCCUGAUGGGGUCUUUUGGUUCAGAGUAGGAAUGCUGGAGGAACACAAGCUUCUUGAAAGGAUACAAAUAUUUUGCGAAAAACUUGACGCCCCAACCAAACCCACGAGUAUCGAGCAUGGGCAAGAGAUCUUACGGAAGUAAGUGAUUUAUGGUGGAGAUAAUCUUUUAUAAAAUGCAAUGUCGCACAUUG